AUGCCCAAACAAUGUCAAUGUACAAGUGGUAAAUGUGGAUGUGGUGCUGGAUGUCAAGGUGGUUCAUGUGAAUGUCAAGACACUUGUUCAUGUAAAUGUGAUUGUAAAUCAUGCUCACAUGAAGUGUCUGUUGACAGACGACUUCUAAUACGAAAAACAACGCCAUGUCCGUGUGAACCUGGAAAAUGUUCGUGCGAAGAUUGUGCACAAACAGGCAAAUGUAUAUGUGAUUCAAAUUGUCGAUGUUGUCAACCUAAGACAGAAUGUGACAAAGAUAGCUGUAAUUAUGACAAAUGUCAAUGUGCACCAGGGACAUAUAAAUGUUGA
Messenger RNA from Rotaria sordida, 327 nucleotides. Lineage: Eukaryota; Metazoa; Rotifera; Eurotatoria; Philodinida; Philodinidae. The record is from the annotation of a GenBank genome assembly.